AUGCCUCGUCAGUUGUCUGAAAAGGCUCAAAUUGUAUCAAGAAUCGAAGAAGGAUGGUCAAUCCGUGCUGUAGCGCAGUUGUAUAAUAGAAAUAAAAAAACCAUAUUGAAAAUUAAGCAACGCUGGGAACAGGAAGAUUCCCUAAAGAGGAAAAUUGGUUCAGGUCGUCCCAAACUUACCAACCCUGAACAGGAUGCUGCUUUUUUGGGAUAUUUAAGAAAUAAUCCAUUUGCAACUGUAAGGGAUGCUGUUAUUGAUACAGCAUUUCCUGCCUCCCAACUACCGCCAGCAGGAGAGUAA
This is a messenger RNA of Acanthoscelides obtectus, 300 nucleotides long. Lineage: Eukaryota; Metazoa; Arthropoda; Insecta; Coleoptera; Chrysomelidae. The record is from the annotation of a GenBank genome assembly.